UGUAUUCACAGGAAAUAACUAGUCACUUUCCAUCUCUAUAAAAGAAACUCAGCAAAUGUUAUAUUUUCAAACACAGUUCCACAGCAGAAUGAAUGCAGGUCUAGUAACCACUACUACCAAUACCUCCAACAUAACCAUAGAACCCAGAAUCUGGGAAUCAGCCGUCCCACCAGCCUUACAGUUUGUUUUAGGAGUUGCCGGCAACUUAAUUGCCCUGAUAGCGCUGGUAACGUCCAGAAAGAGACACAAAUGGAAACCGUUUUACAGAUUGGUCGCUGGUUUGGCUCUGACGGACGGGGGAGGAAUCCUUCUGGUCUAUCCCACAGUGAUGAUCAGAUAUGCUUCAGACUUCACUUAUGAAUUUUCGAAACCUCUCUGUCACUACAGUUCGUUUGUAUUUACAUUUAUGUUGAUAUCUUCAGCAAUGAUUGUUUGUGCUAUGUCAUUCGAUCGUUUCAUAGCUAUCUUGUAUCCUUUCAAAUACAAUUUUAUUGGGAAGAAACAUCGAGCUAACUUAACGCUAGUUGUCAUCUGGCUCCUUGGGACUUUGAUUUCCAGCUUACAUUUGAUGGGACUUGGUUCCAGUUUUAAAUACUACCCAGGUUCCUGGUGUUUCCUGAAUUUCAAUGGGAUUUCGAUCUUAGACAGAGUGAAUUCCUACAUCUAUUCCCUAUUCGGAUUGCUUAUUCUGUGCACAAUCUUUUCCUUUAAUAUACUUGUUAUUGUAUCCUUGUGCAGAAACUUGCGAAGAGAUAAAAUUAUUUUAAAGAGUCACAGAAGGAAAAGCGACAUCUUCAACGUGUGUUUAUUGUUGGUGAUUGUUAGUGUUUUCACAGUCUGCUGGACUCCACUCAUGUUCACAAUACUUGGUCAUGCUGCUUUGUGGAUCAGCGGCAAUGGAUCUAGAGAGUUGUUGGUGACAUGCGCUCAUCAGACACCGAACGCACGCUUUUUGGGAGACAUUGGGAACCAAAGCCGUAUGAUUUCCGUGGGAGACUUGCAAAGAUCUCCACAGCCCAGAUUCUGCCGUCUUCUCCCCGAAAAUGGAUCGAUGACCGAAACACGGUAUGCCGAUGCAGGCACAUCGAAUGAGAAGUACUACACAUUCCUCUGGCAAGGGAAGAGCUCUGAUGAGUCAAGAGAACAUGGAGUGGACUUUGCAGUAAAGAACAACUUGCUGAACAUGAUUGAAUCAGGCAGGAAUGGCUCUGGGCGACUCCUGACUUUCCGCCUUAACACCGCCGAAGGCCCCAUCACCCUUGUCAGUGCGUAUGCCCCGACGCUAUCCGCCUCUUCAGAUACCAAGGAUGAGUUCUAUGAGAACCUUGCAUCCAUCAUCAGCAACACCGCCAGCACCGAACGACGCUCUAUCCAAUAUGAUUUUUCCAGAAAUAUGGUGUAUUUUAUGAGAAAAUCGAUUUCAUAUUCACUGAUACUGCGUUUGCUCCGCUUCGGAGCCGAGCCCUCGUGA
Molecule: messenger RNA, 1471 nt
Organism: Ostrea edulis (European flat oyster)
Lineage: Eukaryota; Metazoa; Mollusca; Bivalvia; Ostreida; Ostreidae
Product: thromboxane A2 receptor-like
Exons: 4
Coding region: 56-1471 (471 amino acids)
Biological process (GO): adenylate cyclase-activating G protein-coupled receptor signaling pathway; positive regulation of cytosolic calcium ion concentration; inflammatory response
Cellular component (GO): plasma membrane
Molecular function (GO): G protein-coupled receptor activity
Source: RefSeq, a predicted model, not a curated record